CAGAGCAACCUUCGACGGGAACCGCACGUGUACCCGGAGAUUUAUAAUAGAUAUAUAUUUUAUUGGUUCAUUUAGAAUCAGUUAUUCGUUCAAGAUGAAAAGUUUAAUUAUUAUCAUCCUCGCUGUUUGCACUUUUGUUACAGCUCAAGACUUCAAAUGUCCGGAAAAGAACGGCUUCUACCCGGACCCCUACCAAUGCGACCUUUAUUACAAAUGCAGCAGAGGAAAAGUGGAAACAAAGCUCUGCCCUGAUGGUCUAGUCUUCUUUGACGAGAACCCUAAUAAGGAACUCUGUGACAUUCCUUCUAACGUCGACUGUGGGGAUAGGAAAGAAUUACAGGAACCAAAACCUACUAAAGGUUGUCCACGACAAAACGGAUACUUCAAGCAUCCCGAUCCCCAGGCCUGUGACAAGUUCUACUACUGUGCCGACGGUAUUCCCAACGAGCUACCAUGCCCUCCUGGCCUCUACUUUGACGAAGAGUCCUCCAACUGCGACUGGAAAGAGUCCGUAGCGAGACGUUGUGACCAAAUCACAAAGGAUGUCCUUGAUGACGGUUUCACUUGUCCCGAUGGUGAAGUGAUGGGACCUAAUGGACGUGCUCUCCCACACCCCACUUUCCCCCACCCUGAAGACUGUCAGAAAUUCUACAUCUGCCGUAAUGGAGUCCAACCACAAAAGGGUAGUUGUCCCUCAGGAAAAGUGUACAACGAAGACACUUUCACGUGCGAUGACCCUGAAAAAGUACCUGGAUGUGAAAACUACUACGAAGGUCAACCUACUGAGAAGAACAAAUUACCGAAGAAGGCAUAACUACUAGAUAAUAAGUUUUAUUAUUAGUGUUAAAGUAAAUAAAUAGCGUUAUAGAUU
This is a messenger RNA of Melitaea cinxia (Glanville fritillary), 871 nucleotides long. Its product is annotated as protein obstructor-E-like. Lineage: Eukaryota; Metazoa; Arthropoda; Insecta; Lepidoptera; Nymphalidae. Gene Ontology annotation, cellular component: extracellular region. Gene Ontology annotation, molecular function: chitin binding. Bases 95 to 814 code for a protein of 239 amino acids. The record is from RefSeq and is a predicted model, not a curated record. The transcript is spliced from 7 exons.